AACUCCGACCCCCCCAAACCGCCCCCCCCGCCCCCCGCCAUGGCAGCCCCCCCCCCGCGGGCGCUGGUGCUGGUGCUGGUGCUGAGCGGGGCGCUGGGGGCCGGGGCCGGGGACUGCAAGGGGCAGCGGCGGGUGCUGCGGGGCCCCCCCGGCUUCGUCACCGACGGCCCCGGCAACUACUCGGUCAACGGCAACUGCGAGUGGCUGCUGGAAGCGCCCAGCCGGCGGCACCGCGUGCUGCUGACGUUCACGUUCAUGGACACGGAGUGCGCGUACGAUUACCUGUUCGUGUACGACGGGGCGUCCCCCCGCAGCCCCCUGCUCGCCAGCCUCAGCGGCAGCACCCUGCCCCCCCCCAUCGAGGCCACCUCGGGCAAGAUGCUGCUGCACCUCUUCAGCGACGCCAACUACAACCUGCUGGGCUUCAACGCCACCUUCAGCGCCUCGCUCUGCCCCCGCGCCUGCUCGGGCCGUGGCGACUGCGACCCCCAGGGCCGGUGCCGCUGCCAGCCCGGCUGGGGGGGCCCCGACUGCGCCCAGCCCCACUGCCGCACCUACUGCCAGCCCCACGGCGGAGCCUGCAACCAGGCCACGGGGCGCUGCGAGUGCCAGCCGGGAUUCGUGGGGCGCGCCUGCGACCUGGCGCUGGGGGAGAACCGGGGGGGCGGCCGCUGGUACAACGUCAGCCAGGGGGACCCCGACUUCCCGCCCCGCACCGCCGCUGCCGGCGCCGUCCUGCCCCGCGCCGGGGCCCUCUACGUGUUUGGGGGUCUGGACCUGAACACGGCGCUGGGCGACCUCGUGCUUUACAACUUCACCACCAACCGCUGGUCCCGGCUGGAGCUGAGCCCAGCCCCGGCCCCCCGGCACUCGCACGUGGCCGUAUGCUGGCGCGACGCCCUGGUGCUGAGCGGGGGCGAGCUGGCGGGGGGGGCGCUGGCCCGCGACGUCUGGGUCUUCGACCCGCUGCGGGGGGGCUGGCGGGAGCUGCACCCCCAGAACGGCACCCGGCCCCCCGGCUUGGCCGCCCACGCCGCCGCCCUCGUCGACGACUGGCUCUACGUCUUCGGAGGUCGCACGGCCGAGGACGUUUUCUCCUCCCAGCUCUUCCGCUUCCACCUGGAGACGUGGGGCUGGGAGCGGGUGGUCCCGUGGGGCGGGAAGCCCCCCGCCGCCGCCGGCCACUCCAUGGUCUUCCACCCCCCCUCCCGCACCCUCCUCGUCUACGGGGGGCACCGGCCCUCCACCGCACGGUUCAGCAUGCGGGUGAACACCACCGACCUGUUCCACGUGGACCUGCGGCACUGGACCACGCUGCGCGCCCGGGACGGCGCCCACGGCCCCCGCGAACGCGCCUUCCACACCGCCACCGUCAUCGGCGACUACAUGGUGGUCUACGGGGGGAACGUGCACAUCCACUACCACGAGGAGAAGUGCUACGAGGACGAGAUCUUCUUCUACCACCUGGGCUGCCACCAGUGGGUCCCCAGCGCCGAGCUGGCCCACGGGCUGCCCCACGGUGAGGGGGGACGGGGGGCUGCCCCACG
Grus americana (Whooping crane) is the source of this 1547-nucleotide messenger RNA. RefSeq names its product multiple epidermal growth factor-like domains protein 8. The annotation marks the transcript as partial. NCBI's taxonomy places the organism in Eukaryota, Metazoa, Chordata, Aves, Gruiformes, Gruidae. Gene Ontology annotation, molecular function: protein binding. The transcript has 9 exons. The record is from RefSeq and is a predicted model, not a curated record.